CCACCAACCAGUGCUUCACCCUGGGGGUUCAGGGGAUUGUUCUCACUGUGCCCUGUGUGUCCCUGUCCCCUCUGUGUCCCCACAGCCACCAGCCAGGGCUUCAUCCUGGGGGUUCAGGGGGUCGUUCUCACUGUCCCCUCUGUGUCCCCACAGCCACCAACCAGUGGUUCAUCCCGGCCGUGCGGGGGGACAUCCCCCCGGGCUGUGCCGCCUACGGCUUCGUGUGUGACGGCACGCGGCUGCUGGUGUUCGGGGGCAUGGUGGAGUACGGCAAGUACAGCAACGACCUCUACGAGCUGCAGGCCUCUAGGUGGGAGUGGAAGCGGCUGAAGGCGAAGACCCCCAAAAAUGGACCCCCCCCUUGCCCUCGGCUGGGCCACAGCUUCUCCCUGGUGGGCAACAAGUGUUACCUGUUUGGGGGGCUGGCCAACGACAGCGAGGACCCCAAAAACAACAUCCCCAGGUACCUGAACGACCUGUACGUGCUGGAGCUGCGCCCGGGCUCGGGGGUGCUGGCCUGGGACAUCCCCAUCACUUACGGGGUGCUGCCCCCUCCCCGGGAAUCCCACACGGCCGUGGUGUACACGGAGCGCGACGGGCGGCGCUCGCGCCUCGUCAUCUACGGGGGCAUGAGCGGCUGCAGGCUGGGGGACCUGUGGACCCUGGAUAUCGAGACGCUGACCUGGAACAAGCCGAGCCUGAGCGGGGUCGCUCCCCUCCCCCGCAGCCUCCACUCGGCCACCACCAUCGGCAACAAGAUGUACGUUUUUGGGGGGUGGGUGCCCCUGGUGAUGGAUGACGUGAAGGUGGCCACGCACGAGAAGGAGUGGAAGUGCACCAACACCCUGGCCUGCCUGAACCUGGGUGAGGAGGGGGCUUGGGACCCCCAAAACUGACCCCAAACCCACCCUGA
This is a messenger RNA of Pyrgilauda ruficollis (rufous-necked snowfinch), 913 nucleotides long. RefSeq names its product host cell factor 1-like. NCBI's taxonomy places the organism in Eukaryota, Metazoa, Chordata, Aves, Passeriformes, Passeridae. Gene Ontology annotation, biological process: regulation of DNA-templated transcription; chromatin remodeling. The transcript is spliced from 5 exons. Gene Ontology annotation, cellular component: histone methyltransferase complex. The annotation marks the transcript as partial. Gene Ontology annotation, molecular function: transcription coactivator activity; protein binding. The record is from RefSeq and is a predicted model, not a curated record.